AUUCGCGCAAAAUCUGCUCAAUUUGUUUUCAGUAUAGAUUUAGCAUGAAGCGCGAACGCUUAGAAGUAAAUUUAAGUGCGAUAAAACUAAAUUUGCUAAAAAUUUUAAACGCGUUUUUGGGGGUGUGAAAUCAGCAAAAAAAAGUGUUUCAAAAGUGACAAAAGCGUUUAAAAAUAGAAUUGAAGAACGCAAAAAAAUUUUAAAAAAAGUUUUGCAAAGUAAAGAAAGAUUUUGGAGAAUAAAAAAUGUUCGCACCGAAAAUUCAACAAAAGUGUGGAACAAAUUAAAAUUGAUUAAACCUCUACGGAAGAAAAACGUUGAGCAAACGCCCCUUUUUCCUAUGUUACCAUGACAACACUUUUAGUACGUAAGACAUCACAUACUUUUUUGUUGCUGUUGCUAUGCCUACACUUCAUUGCAUUUGUUGCCAAUGCAGAGGCGCAGUGGCAGCGGCGGCGGCAGCGGAAUCGACGACAACGUCUACCCUAUGCAAUGACUGAAGAACCCUCCGACGGUUAUGAUGAUGAUGACGCGGAAUCAAACGACGUGACUCCUUAUCAGCAGCGCUCCUCCUACCGGCGGAGCAAUGCACGUCGCAGACAAUUUGAUGUAGACGAUGCAAACUAUCAACAACUAAAUAAUCGUCAGUUGACAACAUCAGGCUCACAACAACUGACGCGGCGUCAACUACGUAAAGACCAACGACGUCUACCGAAGCAAGCAAGAGGUCAAAUGCGGUCUGGUGAAAUGCAAAUGGACGGAAAUAAAUGCCAUAUUUGGGUGCCCACCGAGGUGGUUGACAAGUACCCCUACGCGCAACGCAUCCAACAAGAUCAACGCAAUCAACAACAAAAAAUACAAGUCUGCUGUGCUGGCUAUGCGCCAAUGCGUUGGCGUGGCAAUACCAUCUGCAAGCCAGUUUGUGACAAUUGUCGCAACGGUCACUGUGUUGCGCCCAACGAAUGUGAAUGCUUCGACAAUUUUGUGGCCAAUGAUAAUGGCGAUUGUGUAUUCACUUGCCCGCUGGGUUGUCUCAAUGGUCGCUGCUUUCUCGAUGGCACCUGUCAAUGUGAUCCCGGCUACAAAUUGGAUGAGACACGUAAGUUUUGUCGACCCAUUUGCAGUAGCGGCUGUGGCAUGAAUCCGCGACACAAUUGCACUGAACCCGAGGUGUGUGGCUGCGCGAAAGGAUAUCAACUAACUGAUGAAGGCUGCCAGCCGGUAUGCGAUCCGGACUGCGGGGAGGGCGGCGAGUGUCGCGAGCCCAACGAAUGUUACUGUGCGCCUGGCUAUGAGCUGAAGGAGGGCGUGUGUCAGCGGGAGUGUUAUCAAAAAUGUGAUAAUGGCAUUUGUUAUAGCAUUAAUCGGUGUAUCUGCAAUCCUGGUUUCACAUAUCAUGAACGCUCGACGCAAUGUGUGCCAAAUUAGUUUUAGUUUUUCUGGCCUAUGUUUGUAGAUUUAAAUACACUUUGCAGUAUAUGGGGAUGUAUACUUAUCAUAGUUUUAAUGUGAUAGCUAUAUAUACAUUUGUUUAGUAUAUUUAUUUAAGAGAUUUGAAAAAAAAACGUCUUCUUUACACCGAAAA
Molecule: messenger RNA, 1585 nt
Organism: Rhagoletis pomonella (apple maggot)
Lineage: Eukaryota; Metazoa; Arthropoda; Insecta; Diptera; Tephritidae
Product: von Willebrand factor D and EGF domain-containing protein
Exons: 3
Coding region: 349-1428 (359 amino acids)
Source: RefSeq, a predicted model, not a curated record